This is a messenger RNA of Fraxinus pennsylvanica, 516 nucleotides long. The record is from the annotation of a GenBank genome assembly. NCBI's taxonomy places the organism in Eukaryota, Viridiplantae, Streptophyta, Magnoliopsida, Lamiales, Oleaceae.
AUGAAGGAGAACAAGGGAAACCCAUUGCACCUUUCGUCUUUAAAUCACAUCUCACUUGUGUGCAUAUCCGUUGAUGAAUCGACUCAGUUUUAUCAGAAUGUUCUUGGAUUUGUUCCGGUGAGGAGGCCCGGCUCAUUCAAGUUUGAUGGAGCAUGGCUGUUUGGACAUGGAAUUGGGAUACAUUUGUUGCAGUCAGAAGAUCCAGAGUGUGUGCCUAAGAAGACAGUGAUUAAUCCCAAGGAUAAUCACAUUUCUUUCCAGUGCGAGAACAUGGGGGUGGUGGAGAAGAAGCUGGGAGAAAUGGGAAUCGAGUACGUGCGGCAGAGGGUGGAAGAAGGAGGAGUAAACGUUGAUCAAUUGUUUUUUCAUGAUCCAGAUGGCUUUAUGGUGGAAAUAUGCAAUUGUGAUAAUUUGCCUGUGAUUCCAUUGACUGGAGAAAUGGUUCGGUCCUGCUCCAGAAUAAAUUUGCAGCAGAUGCUGCAGCAGCAGCAGAUUCAUGUACCAGUACAACCUUAA